Molecule: messenger RNA, 1540 nt
Organism: Culex quinquefasciatus (southern house mosquito)
Lineage: Eukaryota; Metazoa; Arthropoda; Insecta; Diptera; Culicidae
Product: adipocyte plasma membrane-associated protein
Exons: 3
Coding region: 153-1481 (442 amino acids)
Biological process (GO): biosynthetic process
Molecular function (GO): strictosidine synthase activity
Source: RefSeq, a predicted model, not a curated record
UCCUUGAAUCACCUAGUAGUUCUUAUCACAGAAACAACUGUGACUUUUGUUCCAGUGCAGCACGAUCAACUUCGAAAUUCGAACUGCAACGCCACGCGAUCAGCUUGCAAAACCGGUACUAAUUGCACCGUCAGCAGGUCGAUAGUCUAGCAAUGGGUCUCAUCCUAAAACUUCUUUCCGCGAUCCUGCUGAUCGCUCUGCUCCCCGGACUUCCACCGUACACCACGUUCCCAUUCACCGGCUUCAGUAUAGCUCCGCUGAAGAAGCUUGAAGGACCCCUUGCAAUUAACCGGCAGCUGGACGAUGUGGAACGUCUGCUCGAGGGACGCCUCUACGGACCGGAGGCGUUGCUACCGCUCGGUUCCGAUAUCUACACCGGAACCUACGGCGGGCAGAUCGUGCGCAUCAACGAGACGCACAUUUCGCCGGUGGCUAGAUUGGGAGGUCAUUGUGAAUCUCUGGAGGACGAGCAAGUUUGCAGUCGACCGCUGGGACUGACGUUGGAUACACAGCGGACCAACUCGCUGAUCGCCGUCGAUGCGUACUCCGGCAUUUGGGAGGUCGAUCUGGUCAGCGGAGACAAGAAGCAGCUGGUAUCGCGAGAUCUUGUGCUGGACGGAUUUGGUGUCAAUCGGAAGCCACAACUGUUCAACAGUGUGACCGUCGCCAAGAAUGGAGACAUCUACUGGACGGAGUCCUCUUCGGACUUUGACCUGCAGGAUGCGGUGUCGACAAUUUUCGCAAAUCCUUCCGGAAGGUUGUUCAAGUAUGAUCGGAAAUCAAAGAAGAAUACUGUGCUGCUCGAUCAGCUGUACUUUGCUAAUGGUGUAGCGUUGAGUCCAGAUGAGGAGUUCGUACUGGUUUCGGAGACUUUCGCGUCGCAGGUUCGUCGCGUGUACUUGAAAGGCGAGAAAGCUUUUGAAAGUGACAUCUUCGUGAGCGGUCUACCCGGUUUACCGGACAACCUUAGCGGAGACGGCUCCGGACUGUGGGUCCCACUGGAUGUAGCCGCCGGCGCUGAGAACCCUUUGCUAGUCCACCUGAUGCCGAACGUCCCACUGAUCCGGAAGUUCUGCGCACGUGUCAUCGCCCUAGCUAGACUGCCAUUCCAGUUGGUUCACCGACUGCUACCGAACGUGUACACGCGACGCUUUCUCUACUCGAUCGGUCACUUUGAAACGCUCAACUUUCUGAUCCCGGCUCACACCACCAUAGUUAGGAUGGACUGGAGUGGACGGAUCGUGGGGUCGCUGCACGGAUCUGACGGAACCAGCGGGAGCUCGGCGACGCAUGCUGUGCACGUCGGUGAGUUUUUGUACCUGGGAUCGGUUCGAAAUCGAUUUGUUGGAAGAGUGAGGCUGCCACCUGGACUCGUGACCGGUGAGCCAGCUCCGAUUCACGAGAAAAUUCUGGAUGAUGCACCAAGGCCAAAGCAGGGAAAACUCAAAGUUAUUCGUAAAGAUGGUGAAGGAGAACUCUAGUCGAGGUUGGUUUGCGAAAGAAUCAAAGAAAUAAAGUUGAAAUUUUUCUCAGUGUAAAA